Messenger RNA from Bombina bombina (fire-bellied toad), 3256 nucleotides. It is a transcript of the gene NOL8, whose product is annotated as nucleolar protein 8. The record is from RefSeq and is a predicted model, not a curated record. Lineage: Eukaryota; Metazoa; Chordata; Amphibia; Anura; Bombinatoridae. The coding region runs from base 138 to 3158 and encodes 1006 amino acids. The transcript has 10 exons. Gene Ontology annotation, molecular function: RNA binding.
CAGGGUUUCAAUCAUUUCCUUUUCAUAAAGCGGAACUUAUAGUCCCUAACCUGGUUUUCUGGGAACAUUUAUUUCUGGGACACCGCUGUGCAAUAAAGACUUCAGAUUGAUGCUUGAGACCGUCCAUUCUGCUGAUCAUGGAAGCCUCAAAAAGACGCCUGUAUGUCGGUGGGAUUGGUCCUACAGUUACUGAAACAGAAUUGAAAGAGAGGUUUGGGAAAUUUGGAAAUGUUGAUGGCGUAGAUCUCAUCUCCAGGAAAGAUGAGCAAGGAAACCCUGUGAAGACGUUUGCCUACCUCAACAUCAACAUAUCCGAAGUGGACCUGAAAAAAUGUAUGUCCGUCCUAAACAAGACCAAAUGGAAAGGGGGAAUGCUGCAAAUUGAAAUGGCUAAAGAAAGCUUCUUACACAGAUUGUCCCAGGAGCGACAGGAAGCCACAGAGAAGAAGCCGGGGGCACAACCCCAGCGGGAUCUGGUGCAGUCUCUGAAGGAUUCAGGGGUUACCGAGUUUCAGAUGAAAGCUGCCGUACCAGGGACUGAAGUUCCGAACCAUAAGGACUGGGUGGUCAGUAAGUAUGGACGGGUGCUGCCAGUGCUUCAUUUGAAAGCCAAUAACAAGAGCAAAGUCAUUAAAUAUGAUCCUUCAAAAUACUGUCACAACAUUAAAAAAUUAGAAGCUGGCUCGUGUGAGGCUGUUCCUGUAUCUCAGUUGACGUGGCAUCUGGAAGGAGGUGAUGAUGAAAUAAGCAAGAAGAGAAGAGGAGAGUUCCCAAGUCCCAAAAAUCCAGUGCAAAAGAAGCUUAAAUUAGAAAAACGCCUAGAUACAUCUGAAACAGGGUCACCAAGAAAAUUUAACAGAAAGGAUUCUCUAUCUUCAGAUUGCGUCUCUGCUAGUGCCUCAGGUGGGCGCCAAGUUAAAACGCCCUCUGGACUGAAGGCGGUGAAUGGACAUUUAGUAAAGAGGAAUAGAAAGAGCUUUUCUGAUGGGGAAAGUGAUUCUGAAGAAGAAUUAAAAGCCAUAUUAGAAAGGGAGAAGAAGGCUCGGCAAGAAGGUAUGAUACCUACUGAUGAUGCCAAUUUAGAGGUGGUGGCAGAUUCCUUUGAACUGAGUUAUACGACUCAUUGGGAUUGUAAAAAUAAGUCAAAUACAAAGAAGGGCAGCACUAAAGACAAAGAUGACAUUGAAUAUGACUCUGCAGAUACUGACGAAAUCAUUUCAGUCACCAAAACUGUCCAGAAGGAAAAAUCCAUUAAUAUGGAGAUGCAAAAGGGACCUUUAGAAAAAAAGAAGUUGAAGAAAGAAACCAUUGUUAAGGGCAAAUUCAUUGAUAUGGAGAUGCCAAAAGGAACAAAAGAUGAUAGUGAAUACGACUCUGCAGAUACUGAUGAAAUCAUUGCAGUUACCAAAACUGUCCAGAAAGACAAAGGCAUUAAUAUGGACAUGAGAAAAGGAACGCUAGAGAAAAAUAAACCACAUAUUCUAACAAAGAAAGAAACAUCUCAGAAGGGCAAAGUUAUAAAUAUGAAGAUGCUAGAAGGAACAAAAGAUGACAGUGAAUACGACUCUGCAGAUACUGAUGAAAUCAUUGCAGUUACCAAAACUGUCCAGAAAGACAAAGGCAUUAAUAUGGACAUGAGAAAAGGAACGCUAGAGAAAAAUAAGCCACUUAUUCUAACAAAGAAAGAAACAUCUCAGAAGGGCAAAGUUAUAAAUAUGGAGAUGCUAGAAGGAACAAAAGAUGACAGUGAAUACGACUCUGCAGAUACUGAUGAAAUCAUUGCAGUCACGAAAGCUGUCCAGAAAGACAAACCCAUUAAUAAUGAGAGGCAAAAAGGAACUUUAGAGAAAGAAAAUCCACAUGUUUUACCAAAAAAACUGAAGAAGACUGUAGAGGACAAGGAUAGUCACACCUCAAUAAGACCAGAACAUGGUGAGCUGGAUUCACAAAGUGUGGAAGAGAAUUCUGACUCUGAAAGCAGUGACUCCUGUUCUGAUGAAGAAUAUAAUUCUAUGAUGCAAAACUGCUACCGACUCGAUCUUACAAUGGGAGACCUAGAAAAGUUAGCAAACUCUGCCAAAGAGUCUUCAGAAGAGGAAACAAAUGAUAAGAAGUCUGAUAGCGACCAAGGAGAAUUAGAAAACAGCAAAGUGCAGACACCUGUAACAAAAGACAGGAAAAGAACAGGGAUUGAUCCAGAAGAUAUUGUAGCAUCUAUUUUGCAGGAUGAGGAUGAUGAUGAUCGUUCUGACAAGAGAUCUAAACAAAAAAGGAAUAAUGUUCCUCCAGCUGUGUUUCCAGAAUUUAAAGGACUGGGGUCUCUUCUAGGAAAAACGCGGUUGGAGAAGGGGGAGGUAUCUAUGAACACUUUGUCGACUCCUAAGACCACUAAGUCUUUAGCUCAGGGUGCAGCUAAAGGGGCAAAAAGUUCAAGUGUUGUCAAAUCUAGUUCAGAUGUUUCCAAAAAGGAAAAAGAGCAGGAGCCAGGCUCCAGAGGGGUAAGUGAUUCCAAAGUGGGUCACAAACAAGUCUCAAGCCAGCCAAAAGCUAAUAAACGGAAAGAAGAGGACUCUAGCUAUAGUAGUGACAAUGACACAAGCAGUGUUGAAUCCAGCAGCGAGGAUGAAGCAAGCAAUGCCCCAUCUGCUGCAGCUCUUCAUAAUCUACAGAAGGGCACCAAGGCUCAGACAGAUGCAGGAAAAAAACAUCUUGUGGAGCAACCCACCCCAAGAAUGCAGCAGCGAGGAGGGGACAAGCAGCUGCAGGACAACAAGAAACGUUUGGCUGCAAUGGAGGAGAGGAGGAAGGAGCGAGAGUUACAGAAAAAGACAAUUCAGGGAGCUUUGCUAAAAUCGGAUGCCAAAAUCUCAAGCAAGGGUCAGCACAUUGUGUUUGGCUCAGAAUCAGAAAGUGAACAUGAGAAGAUGGAAGCAGAGGCCAGUGAUGCCUCCCAGAGCAGUGACGCAGCGUCUAAAAACAAUGAAACCGUACCUGGACCCAAUGUGACAGCGAAAUUGUUUGAGAGCAGUGAAGAUUCUGAUGACAGUGAAGAAAACGAUGACCAGGGGAGAUUCCAAAUUAAGUCCCAGUAUGAAGGUGCAUCUGGAGAAAAGCAGAAACAGCACCUAAUACACAGGAGGAAGCAGACGAUCUCUUAGCAGAGAAGAAGAAAAACUUAGGAAUUCUACAAAGUCUCCUAAAUAUCAAUGUUGAGUCACAGCCAGUUAACAAGCAGACAAUGAGAGCUAAACAAUUC